This is a messenger RNA of Rodentolepis nana, 693 nucleotides long. Lineage: Eukaryota; Metazoa; Platyhelminthes; Cestoda; Cyclophyllidea; Hymenolepididae. The record is from the annotation of a GenBank genome assembly.
AUGGGAAACGUGUUCAAAGGUACACCUACAAGGCACAGUGUCACAAAUUACGGAUGCAUUUCAUCAAGGGAAUGCCCCACUUGUAGAGGCAGCGGAGUCAUCGAUGAUGAGGUAGGCACUUCAAACGGUGGCGAGUACAUAGCGCUGAUUCCAUUGACCGAUCAACGUCUGCGACCUCAACGCAUCACUAUCAAGAUUUUUGUGACGAUACUACUCUGCUUGGCCAUUUCCGGACUCCUCAUAUUCUUCCUCCUCCUGCGCUCCGUCCAUCUUGUCUCUAAUGAUCACCUCCUACUUCCAGAGAAGGUUACCAUCACGGAAACCACUGUUUGGCUUAAUCUCUCUUAUCCCAUCAAUGUGACAAAUUGGAAUUUUGUGCCUCUCCGUGUGGAGAGCGUGGAACUGAUGGCCUUCUACCACGCCUAUGUCUUGAAUCAAACUGAAGCCACUUUUAAUGAAUGGAUUCCUGCCAGGAGCACCAAGGAAAUUCAUAUCAAUCAAACGCUCGUCUUUGACGGUCCCACCUUCUCCGUCUAUCUUCCAAAGAUGUGUCAAACGAACAACACGUAUUACAAUCAAAUCUACAUCACGUUCAGGUCGAAUGUGAAGAUGAGCACGUUGGGCCAGCAUUUUGAAUCUGUCUUGGACGCAUUCCAAUUAGUUAGCUGCUAUUCACCAAACCCCCAACAUUGA